Molecule: messenger RNA, 2364 nt
Organism: Python bivittatus (Burmese python)
Lineage: Eukaryota; Metazoa; Chordata; Lepidosauria; Squamata; Pythonidae
Gene: EIF4E3
Product: eukaryotic translation initiation factor 4E family member 3
Biological process (GO): translational initiation
Cellular component (GO): eukaryotic translation initiation factor 4F complex
Molecular function (GO): RNA 7-methylguanosine cap binding; translation initiation factor activity
Source: RefSeq, a predicted model, not a curated record
AAUGCGGCGAGGAGGGCUUUAACCGAGCGAGGCGGCGCUGACUCAGCCAGGGCCGAAGGAAGCGCAGGGCAAUGGCGCUCAGCCCCCCCGAGCGGCAGCCGGGCCCGCCGGAGCCCCCGCGCCCGGCGCCCCAGCAGCAGGACGACGAGGCGGACGACGAGGCCGCCCUCGACCCUCAGCGGCUGCGCGGCCUGGAGGCCGAGGGCGGCGGGAUCCCGCUCCACUCGCCCUGGACCUUCUGGCUCGAUAAGUCCCUUCCCGGUACCACAGCAGCUGAAUGUGCAUCAAAUUUGAAGAAGAUCUACACGGUACAAACUGUACAGAUCUUCUGGAGUGUUUAUAAUAAUAUUCCUCCUGUGACAAACCUGCCACUAAGAUGUAGUUAUCAUUUAAUGCGUGGAGAAAGACGACCACUGUGGGAAGAGGAAAGCAAUGCCAAAGGAGGUGUAUGGAAAAUGAAGGUCCCCAAAGACAGUACGUCUGCAGUUUGGAAAGAGUUACUGUUAGCUACUAUUGGAGAACAGUUUACAGACCACUGUGCAGCAGAUGAUGAAGUAAUUGGUGUUAGUGUCAGUGUUCGUGACCGGGAAGAUGUUGUUCAAGUCUGGAAUGUAAAUGCAUCAUUAGCAAAUGAAGCUUCAGUUUUAGAAAAGAUCCAUGAGCUUCUGCCCCAGACAUCUUUUAAAGCAGUUUUUUAUAAACCCCAUAAAGAACAUCAUGCUUUUGAAGGUAGACGUGGGAGACAUUAACAGGACAGAACUCAGAAGGUUUUUUGUAAGAUCAUCACAACAGAAAGAUGGAUAAAACAUUUACAAAAGCACCACAACCCUUAGUGCAUUUUUGAGAUCUUUGUAUUCCUCUUGAGCCGCUGGUACUGAAAAAGCAAGAACUGCUGCCUCAGUAGCUGAUACUAUUUCAACUUCUCAACUCAGAAAGUCAGUUUCUUUUAAUAUUCCUUUCUUUUUAAGGUAGAAGACUACACUUAAGCAAUUCUCAGUAUCUGCUUGAACUGCAAAUGUGCACAAGCAUGAUUUGCUGCUUUUUUUCUAGAUUUGUUGUACCUAGAUAAAUAAUAGCUUAGGGAACCAUGUUUUCUGAAUUUGUUUUUAGACAUUCCUAACAUGUUCAUAUCUACUCAUAGAUUUCUCCCAAAAGAGGCUGAAAUGUGCACUGUUCUAAUCUACGAUGACAAAUUCAAUCAUACAAAUUCUGCCCAAGCUCCAUGAAAUGAAUGGCGCUUUCACUGCACCUCUGCUAUCUGGCUUGCUUCCAGCAUCCUCAGCUUUUGCACUGAUAAUGCCCAAAACAGAACUGCAUUCUCAGUUGACGGGCUCUCUUCAGUAAUCACCAAACAGAGCCUAUAAACUGAGAAUACAGUUCUAUUUUGAUGAAGUCUGGAGAUACAAGCCUUUAACAAACAUUGACCUGGUUCACACCUGUUAGUCACCCACAUUCUUGAAAUUCUAAGCUGGGCAAUGUUUAGAUAGAAGCACUGUUUGUGAUUAUGUAUCUACUGUGAUUUCUGAUAGUAGCAGCAGUUGAAUUGCUACAGUUGUGCUGUUAGUGCAAAGACUACAGUCAAGUGUGAAGCAGUCAAUUGUUAGUUGAUGUCUGUUUGUUUUAUGGCUAUUUCAAAAACCUUAUCUAGAAUAAUGAAUGAUUUUUCGACGGGGAAACCCUACAACUUUUAUUUCUUAUGUUGUUUGAUUUUUUCUUAGCUUACUAUAUUUUAUGUAUCUCUUAAAAACAAAUAAUGCUCUCUACUAUGUUCUCACUUAAAAUAGGAAACUUCACAUGUCCAUUCUACUACACUUAUAAUAAUAUACCUUUUUUCCCCAACAUCCUCAUUAUGAUAAUAACAGAUAUGUUUUUUAUCCCUUAAAAUCAAUAUCAAAUGAAUAGUACCUUUAUGGUAAACAUAAUUUUGUGUAGUUGCAAGUUACGAUAACGCCUUAAGUACACUUUUCAAUGUAGAGAGAAGUCAGUUAUAUUUUAAAGCAUGAAUGUGAAGUUUUCAAAUUAGUUUGUGUGAUUUCCUCCCCAUACUAAUUUAUUGGAGGUUGCAAUACAUUUUUAUUUUUUAUUACAAAACCAAAGAUUUAUUUAGUUCCUCACCAGAGGAUGCCGAUGUGCUAGAGGGAAUGUUCAUUCCCAUCUAAGCAGAAUUACUGGAUUAGUAUUAGUAUUUUGAAAAUUGUUCUGACUGCACUGAUAUCAACUCACAUUUAAUCAUAUAAGAGGUGGCUGUUGGAUUUCAGUACAUUUAUGAAUCAAGUUUCUCUUUUUAAUUUUGUACUAGUUCAUCUGUAUUUAUGAAUUAAACUUGUGCAUUUAACAAACCUUAUUAAAAGUUUUAUAAAUUCA